Molecule: messenger RNA, 4576 nt
Organism: Cynoglossus semilaevis (tongue sole)
Lineage: Eukaryota; Metazoa; Chordata; Actinopteri; Pleuronectiformes; Cynoglossidae
Gene: porb
Product: P450 (cytochrome) oxidoreductase b
Exons: 15
Coding region: 1115-3022 (635 amino acids)
Biological process (GO): response to hormone
Cellular component (GO): cytosol
Molecular function (GO): flavin adenine dinucleotide binding; NADPH-hemoprotein reductase activity; FMN binding
Source: RefSeq, a predicted model, not a curated record
GGGGAGGGGUGUUUUGUAGUGAAAACACAAUGCUGGUUGUAAAGUGAAAAGAUUUCUACCGGUUUAUUUUUGCCUUGUGCUCUGUGUGUGUGUGUGUCUGUGGCAGGGGGAACUAUAGGAAGAGAACACAUCUCCCCUCCCCUUCCAGGAUUACCUAACAGUUAUGAAGGAGGCGUAGCCUUCCAUGUCUUUCCUGUGCUUUUGUGUUUGGCCCUGAACCCAUUCUGAAAGUUCCCCCGGAGAAUAAAUGAGAAGAGCCAGCCAUGCUCCGUUUGAGAGCCCUCUCUGAAGGUGGAAAGUUGCGGGGAAAAAUACAAGCAGCUCUUUCUUUUCUUCGUCUUACUUUUCUGUCUUCUUUCCCCGGCUCCCUAUUUUCCCUUUGUGCGUUUGAGGCUGAGCUGCGCUGCUUUUGGAGACAGGCCAGGUCACAAAUGCAAUCCUUUUAUGAUAAAUGAGGUUGCUAUAGCAAUGACAUUCCCCCUCUCUCCUCCAGUAAGAUGGGGGUGGGGUCAAACUUUACAAAAAAAAAAAAAAAAAAAUUCAUCCACCAACAUUCACAGCACCCCUUUUUGUGGGUCUGAUAACCGGCUAAAUUCUCAGAAUAGGUUUUUUGAGACUUCACCUUCAUAUCACAGCAGGAAAGGGUGGAGAUGUGGAGGAAGGCAUUUUUACCCUUAAACUAUUUCACUGUGUUUUAGUAUGAGUCACAAGUGUGGCUCUGCAGCUCAGCUCCGUUUUAUGGGAAAGUCAGUUUCCCACCAUUGUGUCUUUAGCAGUUGCCAGACACUGACAAGGCUUGUAGACUGCUGCGCUCUGCUCUGUAUGUGUGUGUGUGAGCGCGAGCGUGUGUGUAUGCAAGCCUGUGUAUGUGCAAAACAGACACUGCUGCUUUGGGAGAGCAACAUACGGAGAGGUAGACUUAGUUAUGCCGUGUUGGAGCUUCUUUGAUGAAACCAACAGCUCUUCCAAACCUAACGAAUGUCCUGCUGAUUUUCCAUGGAUUGUUUUUUUCUUCUUCUAUGGCUGUGCUAUGUCUCACGUUCUGGCUUUGAUUUUGAGUGUGACGGUUCCCGACGUGGAGUAGCCAGAGGUUUUUGUAGUAGUGUUGUAUGCCAUGGGCUGUGUCUUCUCCCUGCCUGAGAACAGGAGAGAUGCUGCUGAGAGAACUCCCAGCUCAAGGGAGACCAGUUUUAUUGAGAAAAUGAAGAAGACGGGCAAGACCAUCAUUGUGUUCUAUGGCUCCCAGACUGGCACAGCAGAGGAAUUUGCUAACAGACUGUCCAAGGACGCUCAGCGCUAUGGCAUGAAAGGAAUGGCUGCUGACCCUGAGGAGUAUGACAUGGGGGAACUGUCACGGCUCGGUGAGAUUCCAAACUCACUUGCCAUAUUUUGCAUGGCCACCUACGGUGAAGGAGACCCAACAGAUAACGCCCAGGAUUUCUAUGACUGGCUGCAGGAAAACGAUGAUGAAGACCUCUCUGGUUUAAACUACUCUAUAUUUGGGUUAGGUAACAAGACGUACGAGCACUAUAACGCUAUGGGCAAAUAUGUUGAUAAAAGGCUGGAAGAACUGGGAGCCAAGCGCAUCUACGACCUAGGAAUGGGAGAUGAUGACGGAAAUAUUGAGGAAGACUUCAUUUCCUGGAGAGAGCAGUUCUGGCCGGCUGUCUGUGAGCACUUUGGUGUUGAAUCUCUUGGAGACGACUCCAGCAUACGGCAGUACGAGCUGAAGGUGCACACUGACAUCAACAUGAACAAAGUAUUCACAGGAGAGAUUGGCCGCCUGAAGAGCUUCGAAGUCCAAAAGCCGCCCUACGAUGCAAAAAAUCCUUUCCUUGCUCCUGUUACUGUCAACCGCAGACUCAACAAAGGCGGUGAUAGACAUCUCAUGCACCUGGAAUUGGACAUCACAGGAUCUAAGAUCAGAUACGAGUCAGGCGACCAUGUAGCUGUUUUCCCUACCAAUGACUCCAUGCUGGUGAACAAGCUGGGACAAGUCCUUGGAGUGGACCUUGAUGUGGUUAUCUCGCUCAACAACCUUGAUGAUGAGUCCAACAAAAAGCAUCCCUUCCCCUGUCCUUCCACGUAUCGCACGGCGCUCACUCAUUACCUUGACAUCACACACCCUCCUCGCACCAACGUCCUCUACGAGCUGGCACAGUACGCCUCCGACCCUAAAGACCAGGAACACCUGCGCAAAAUGGCCUCCUCCUCUCCUGAGGGCAAGGCUCUCUACCACAGCUGGGUGUUGGAUGCCUGCAGGAACAUCCUUGCCGUCCUGGAAGAUAUGCCAUCUUUGCAGCCUCCUAUUGAUCAUCUGUGCGAGCUCCUGCCUCGUCUUCAGGCUCGCUAUUACUCCAUUGCCUCCUCAUCCAAGGUUCACCCCAACAGUAUCCACAUCUGUGCAGUGGUGGUGGAGUACAAGACCAACACUGGACGCACUAACAAAGGAGUGGCCACAAACUGGCUGAAGAAUAAACUGGUCACUGACAAUGGCCACAAAUCCACCGUUCCGAUGUACAUCCGCAAGUCUCAGUUUCGUCUGCCCUUCAAAGCCACCAACCCAGUCAUUAUGAUUGGCCCUGGAACUGGAAUCGCUCCCUUUAUGGGCUUCAUCCAGGAGAGCGGCUGGCUCAAAGAGCAAGGAAAGGAGGUGGGGGAGACGGUGAUGUUUUUUGGCUGCAGGCACAAGAACGAGGAUUAUUUGUACCAGGAGGAGCUGGAGGAAGCAGAGAAGAAUGAAGUCCUUACUCAGUUAAACGUUGCCUUCUCCAGAGACCAGGAGCAGAAGGUGUACGUGCAGCAUCUGAUGAAGAAUAAUAAAGAGCACCUCUGGAGGCUGAUUCAUUCAGACAACGCUCACAUCUUUAUCUGCGGGGAUGCAAGAAACAUGGCAAAGGACGUGCAGGCCGCCUUUUACGAGAUUGCAGAAGAAGUAGAAGGCAUGACGCGCACCCAGGCCACAGACUACAUAAAAAAACUGAUGACCAAAGGACGCUAUUCACAAGAUGUUUGGAGUUAAAGCCUGAAGCCAGUUUCUUCUUGUUACUUUAGUGGUUUCUCUCUCUUUUUUUUUUUUUUUUUUUUGUUUUUUUUUUUACACAUGUCCAUCGUGUAAAAACAAAAGAAAAACCCUUUGGUUGAUUAAAGCCACAGGUAGCAAAGGAUCAUAUUCCUUACCUCAGCAGCAGGUUGACUUAAACCCAAACAGCAAAAUUAAUCUUCUUUUUUUUUUUUUCCUUUUCUCUUUCCUGUUCAUGUGUCUUGCUGUAGGCUACAACUCAGUACCUGUACCUAUCCUAAUGAGUUUUCGCUGGAAUCAUAUUUAAAACUGGUGGUCCCACAUGGAGAUGUUGCAUUACUUUACAAGAACUAUUGGGUGUUACGUCUGAUUUCAUGUAGGCACCAGCUGGCUUAAGUCAAACCAGGGUUGGCAUUGUUUUACAGGUUUCUUUACUAGACAGUGAGACCUAGCGAAAUAUCAUGUAGUUUGGGCCAGUAAACGGUUUGGAACCAGUUGUAGAUGUAUUGUACCACAUCUCUGAAUGAACGUAAUGAUCACUGCAUAGAUCCGUACCAGUAGUAUCCACAUACAAAUAUAAGAUGCAAGUGGGUGCUGUCAUUAAUGAUGUUCAAAUAAUUGUUUACUAAUGCUUUAAAUACUAUUUGUUUUAAGAACUUUGUAAAAAAAAAAACCCAUGGGGUAUAUAUUAAGUAACAGCCUGAAGUCAUAGGUACAAUUUGAUAUUUGCCUUUCUGGUGACAAGGGAUUUUUGCCUUAUAUGCAUCACUGUUUGUUAUACUUUGACAGUAACUUUUUUCAAGGCACACUGUUGCAAGUAGGAAAAGCUUUUAAAUGUUAAAGGGCUGUGUCUUUAAGCCGGUGGUCUUAACAUGAUGAAAUUUUUAAAGGUACCCAGGGAUUUUUUUUUAAAUUUAAUUUAAUUUUUUUUUUAGAAAAUGUUGACCUCGUAACCUAAUUCAGUCUUGAAUAUAACAACUUUAAAAGGAAACCCAUGUACACUUAUUGAGAUUAAGAUAUUCAUGUUUUUUUUGCAAUGAAAAUUAUAAUAAAAAAAAAAAGUAGGAUUUUGGUUUUCAUCUUGAUCCAUGCCUGCAGUGGCAGUGAGACAUGAAUCAGCCUCAAUGUGAGUUUGCACUCUGAUGGUCCCUAGUUUUAUAUGCAUGUGUAGCAUAUCGAGAUUAGCAGUGACUUCAUAUUUCUAACCAUAGCAGUAUACUAUUGCUUGUACUUAAUAAUAAAAAUCGGGCUAUUAUAUGCAGAGAAGAGAGAAUGAACAGAUGUCCGUCCUUCAUGUAGUUGGAGGUUGGCUGAAACAUGAUUUGCCUUCAUUUGAACACUGCCUUAAAGCUUAUGUUAACAUAUGACUCUAAACCUUCAGUCUUUUUGUAAUAAAUGUUUUUGUUUAACAAUGUUCAAAGCAAGUUAGCAUCCUCUACAACAUUUUACAAUGUACUGCCUCUUUUGUCAUUCCACUUUAUGAUGUAUGUAAUUAUUUGAUGGCAUUAGACCAUGCAUUUUUAAUUAAUAAAAUUGAAAUAAUUCCAUUACUUA